UGUGCUCCUUGUUUUGCAAUUCAAUCAAAUAAUUCAAUUUUCUACUACCAAACCAACUUUUCUAGCUUAAUCAAUAAGGAAACAAUCAUAAAAAAAUGACCCCUCUGGCAUUCACCCCACCUCAAAAACAUAAGGAGAGAAAGUGUUAAGUGCAGUAAUGUAUGUGACAAGGCCUCUUUCUUUGUACAGGAAGUCUCCUAGUGCUCUUGAAGAAGAGCCAACAGCAGAAGGUCCUUAUUCAGGUUAUCUUGUGAUUACAGAUGAAGAUGCAGAAGAACAAGACACCUUUUGUUUUGGGGCAUGUAAGAGGAAGGGUGUUGAAAAGCUACCUUUUCCUCAAGACAAGAUGUUGAAUGUUGUUCAUUCAUCAGAGGUUGAAGAGAAUAUGGUCACUAGGGUCUGGUUUAUCCCAGUUCUUGAUCAGCCUCUAUCUUCCAAUCGAUACUAUGUUAUUCGAGCAAGAGGCAGAUACAAAGGGCUAGCAUGUACAAGUUCAAGGGAGAUAGACACCAAAUUAUGUUGCUUCUUCAGUGAUGUCAAACCAAAACCGUUUGAUCACAGAAAUGUAUAUCAACAGUUCAAGCUCCAUCGCCACCACAGGCAUAGUUUUUUCGCUAAAUCCAUUGCUACUGAUUCAAUUCCACCAAAAUUUUUAAGGAAAAAUGGAUGGGAACUUCGUAUCUCUCGGUCAUAUAGAUUGCAACUAAAUGAGGCUCUUGGCCUUGAUUCAUCUCUCCGAGGACGCCUUCCAAGUCUCAAUUUCCCUAUGUAUAACAAGAAGUCACCUUCCGUUAUUGUAGGACAAUGGUACUGUCCCUUUAUAUUUGUGAGGGAGCAGACCAGACUAAGGCGGCAAAUGAAGAAAUCAUUGUUCUAUAAGAUGACACUUGAGCAAUGGUGGCAACAGAUUCAUUCAUGUGACAAUGAGAAUAAUGAACAAAUUAUUGUGAGUGUUAGUAAAAUUGUGCAAAGAGAAUUUAAUUCAGUCUACGGUAUGCUAGGUGAGAAGGAUAAUGGAAUUAGCCAUGGAGGGUUUUGGUGGUUCAGAACUCUAACAAGACAUGAUGGGAGAGGGGGAAGUAUUGGUUUGAGUUUAGCAAUUAUGGAGAAAAUGAAAUGGUUACAAGAGGAGGGCGGUUGGUUUAAUGGAGAAGAAAGUGAAGUGAGGGUUGAAAGGGAAGAAGAAAUUAGAAGUGAAUUUGGGUGGAGGAGAUUUGCUUGCUUCAUGUUGGUGGAGAGCUUUAACUUGAGAAGAAUGGAUGGAACUUUGGUGCUAAGGUGUGACUUUAGGCACACUCGCAAGAUUCAAUCCAAAUGGGAAUAAUGAAGUCUUAUGAUCAUGUAAAUUUUGUUAAAUUUGAUAAAUUAAUGAAGCUGAAAAGUACAGUUUUUUUUGUCU
Messenger RNA from Durio zibethinus, 1399 nucleotides. Its product is annotated as DUF1262 family protein (DUF1262). The record is from RefSeq and is a predicted model, not a curated record. NCBI's taxonomy places the organism in Eukaryota, Viridiplantae, Streptophyta, Magnoliopsida, Malvales, Malvaceae.